GUGAUGCCAACAGCUGAGGAUCUGGGUUUAUUUCUAAGACAAGACAUUUAAGAGCAAAUAGAACAAUGAGCAGGAAGCUUAUCAUUGUUGGUUUGUUGGCUCUGCUGCUCGCGGCUCUCUGUGUCUUCGUGGGCGUCUUCAUGGGGCUGAAAUCAAGGACGUCCUCGUCCAUCUACUCCUACUCCAGAGCUGCGGUGGCAACGGACGCGGGAAAAUGCUCGGAGAUCGGGAGGGACAUCCUCAAACAGAAGGGCUCGGCUGUGGAUGCUGCUAUUGCUGCCAUGCUGUGUGUGGGGCUGAUGAACGCACACAGUGCAGGCAUAGGAGGAGGGCUCUUCUUAACUAUUUACGAUGCCUCCACAGGCAAAACAGAAACUAUUAAUUCCAGAGAAACGGCACCGAGGAAUGCAACAGAGGACAUGUUUGGGAACAACACAGAACUAUCCAAGGAAGGUGGACUCUCUAUAGCUAUCCCAGGUGAGAUACGGGGCUACCAGAUGGCACACCAACGUCAUGGCAGGUUACCAUGGAAACAGCUUUUCCAACCCAGUAUUGAACUGGCGAAGAAUGGGUUCCCAGUCAGCAAGGCUCUGGCAGACGCCAUCUACCAAACCAAGACGACAAUCGAGAAAGACGUUUCUCUAUGUGAAGUAUUUUGUAACUCGGAGGGAAAAAUCCUGAAGGAAAAAGACACAAUUACAUUUCCUAAGCUAGCAGAAACCUACAGAAUUAUAGCCGAGGAAGGCCCAGACGCCUUUUACAAUGGAUCUCUGGCACAGCAGAUAGUCAAGGACAUUCAAGCGGCAGGUGGGAUUAUAACUCUGGAGGACCUCCGAAGCUAUCUUCCUGAACUGACAGAGAAUGCACUACAAAUCAAUAUCGGAGAAUAUAAAUUGCGCGUCCCAGACGCCCCCUCCAGUGGUCCUGUACUUGGGCUCAUCCUAAACAUACUGGAUGGAUACAACUUCUCCAAAGACAGCGUGUCAACCACAGAGAAGAAGAUCCUCUCCUACCAUCGGAUCCUGGAAGCCUUCCGGUUUGCAUACGCCAAGCGAAGCAUGCUGGGAGACCCGCGCUACCUCAACAUCACAGAUCUCAUACACAAUAUGACCUCUGAUUAUUUUGCUGAUGAUAUAAGGAGUAAAAUCUCAGACGACACGACCCACCCUGUCCAGUAUUACAGUCCAGAUUUCUAUGUUCCUGAUGACCAUGGGACCGCACACCUCUCAGUUGUAGCUGAAGAUGGGAGUGCAGUGGCAGCUACGAGCACCAUCAACCUAUACUUUGGGUCGAAGGUACGCUCCCGAACGUCUGGUAUACUAUUUAAUGACGAGAUGGAUGAUUUCAGUUCACCUGUCUUCGAAAACGAUUACGGGGUGCCUCCUUCACACAACAACUUCAUCCAGCCAGGUAAAAGACCCCUGUCCUCCAUGUGUCCGUCCAUUGUGUUUGACAAAAACAACGACGUCAAGAUGGUGGUGGGUGCAUCUGGGGGAACAAGAAUCACCACGGGAACGGCACUGGUAAUACUGAACGCGCUGUUUUUUGAGUACGACGUGAGAAAGGCUGUGACAGAACCCCGAAUGCACAACCAGCUCCUGCCCAACAUCACAGAGCUGGAAAAGGACAUGGACAAGAGUAUAAAAGAAGGGCUUGAGUUGAAGCACCACGAGAUAAAGCAGUCUACCUCCAAAUCGAUAGUGCAAGCCAUCGUGCGCCAUGGCAGUACGCUGCACGCAGAGUCAGACUACAGGAAGGGGGGCUACCCUGCGGGCUACUGAAGACCCUCUCACCCGCUCAGCUGCAGAACCUUGAGAAGCGGCUUCAAUCACAAGACAAGGACCAGCAGCAGGGCACGCUCAGAACGGGGAUUUCUUUACCAGAAUCGGCUUGCACUGCUGGUAACGAUCAGGACUUGCGGGUUUGCAUUACUCACGCCUUUGAAGAUUAUUUUCCAGUGCAAGCCAGCAUUCCUAAGUACCUUAUGAGAACCAGACAUGAUGCAUUCUGUAUCGUUAAAGCACCACUUUUUUUUUUUUUUUUCACGAAUCUCAAUUUAAAGAUUUUUUUUUUUUUUAAGAGCUGAUGUUAUACUUUACUAGAUUUACUGUCUGCGUUUCAGUGUGGUGAAAUACAAAGGGCAAUGGUGCGUGUUUGUGAAACAUUAAUGUUCAGAUUAUAUAAUAGUAUCACUGAACUUGUGAAGACGCAAAAAGCUAACCGUAAUCCAGAUAAAGUAUGUAGGUGUUAUAGCCAAAGCAUUAUAAAAUAUGAGCAUCACAUUAAGCUACAUGCUUAUCACACACCCAGAACCAAGUAUAAUGUAUGUCUCUCAGAGCUGCUAUGUGGUCAUAUUGCUAAAGAAAGUGGGUAGUUUGACAUUUCUCUUGGUCUGCUGAAUUGUCUGUGCCAAGCAAUAUGUUUUUAAACGAGUAUAUAAUAAUAGUUUAUAAAGCGAUAGAUGGUGUUGGUGGAUCAGGGUUCAUCCUGAGUUUCUUCAGCACCCGUGGUUUAUUUUAGACACAUGAUGGAAGUGAUCAGGUUGCACCAGAGCAAUCAGUUCUUACAGAAUCAGCCUGUUAACUGCUGAAACUUAUCAGAGCAGCAUUAAUACAUCGCACACAAGUCUAUAACUGUAGGGGCAGAACAAAGCCGAUAAAGAAACUGGGUUUUUCAGCGGCAGGUCUAUCUCAACGAGUGUAGUUCUGAAACCAGGACUGAAUGUCAUGGCACAACUAAUUGUGACUUUUGCAUUGUAGUUUUGUAAGAAAUGUGAAGUGCUGCUACAUUCGUUUGAUCAUUACAAAGUACUCUAUCUCAUGGUACUUCAUUACAUACUGUAUGCAUCUGGAAAACUGUAUUCAUAAGGCAUUAUUAGCCCUGGGCUGUGUAAUAGACUAGUAAUCCUGUACACAUUCAAGAGUUUUCUAUUUUCUAAUUCUGUAUCCUGGGGACCUCCUGAAUUUUUGUUUGUUUAAAGACAGCUUUUUAAAGAAUCAUUUUCCUAUUUAUUGAUCACAUUGUGCAGAAUUAGAUACCUGUUUCUUUUAACCGGUUGCGUCCUGGACUAGUCAAAUAGAGAAAAGUCACCUGUGUUUUAAUGUAAACUGCUGUCACAGAUAUGAAUGGAACAAAAAAAUAAUAAUAAUCAUAAAGACUCUAAAAACUGUGUCUAUUUUGCUAUGCUGAACAUUUACUGUGUGCGAUGCCAAGCCAUGUGUCUCACAAAGCUAAUUAAAUGUUAUUUUUUUUGUUGUUCAUGAAACUGUUCCAGACUGUUGCAGGUUUAUUUGAAUGGUAAUGCAUUGCUAGUUAAAUGUUUGUCCAACAGCUGCCUUCUCAGACCCCAGUCAGCGCUAAUCUUACCUUAGAUAAACUAAUCCAAGACAAGUGCUAAUCAACCAUGUUUUUAUCUUUACUUUCCUAAAAGGGUAACCAUUAAGACUUAAGGGGUCUGUGAUAAGCAGUCAACAGUGUGUAUUAAGUGUGUUAUAAAGGAUAAUACAAGCAACAGUUCUAAUUACAGGUUAUAGAAAUACAGUGUAACCAGACAUUCAGAAGAAUAUAACAUAAUAAUAGCCCUUUACACUUGUAAAGUGUCCUUAACAUGGACUGCUAUUCCCUGUUAAUAAUCAUGAAGACCUUUAAUAACACAUUUAUAGAUGCUUAAUACAUGGAUUGUUAAACUCAAGUGUGACCGAUACCUCUGUCAUUGUAAAGCUAAGUCACUUUUCUAAUGGAAGUCACGGUGUCUAGCAAUACCCCAAAGCUGUGUACAGGUAGUGAACUGUUCAACUAUCAACUGACACACAUGCCUCAGUGGGGAUUCUGGACUGCAGGGAGGCAAAGCCAGUGGUGCUGGAUAGUGCUAAACACAAGUGCAGCAAUUCAUAACUGAAACCGUGAGGCUGUUUAUAAGAAAUGCACACAGUCUUUGUUUAUUAAAGAAAAUAAAACACAUGGACUCAUCCUCUAAUUUCUACAUAUACAGUUAAUACAUCCUUUUUAACAGGUACAAAUAAAGUAUAACAAUUACAAUCUACAUAUUUAAAUCAGUCCAUGUGAACUUAAUUGUAGUUGUCAACAGUAAAGCACAAAAAGACAAAUGUAGUGAGAGGAGGGAACUCUGUAGCUGAGGGACGCUCUACACGUCUCACCCUGUCAAAGAGCUGAAGUUCUUUUCAAUGUAAUGCCAGGGUUGCA
Molecule: messenger RNA, 4203 nt
Organism: Acipenser ruthenus (sterlet)
Lineage: Eukaryota; Metazoa; Chordata; Actinopteri; Acipenseriformes; Acipenseridae
Product: glutathione hydrolase 1 proenzyme-like
Exons: 13
Coding region: 66-1781 (571 amino acids)
Biological process (GO): regulation of inflammatory response; peptide modification; regulation of immune system process
Cellular component (GO): plasma membrane
Molecular function (GO): glutathione gamma-glutamate hydrolase
Source: RefSeq, a predicted model, not a curated record